This is a messenger RNA of Asparagus officinalis (garden asparagus), 3370 nucleotides long. RefSeq names its product putative UPF0481 protein At3g02645. The transcript is spliced from 2 exons. The record is from RefSeq and is a predicted model, not a curated record. NCBI's taxonomy places the organism in Eukaryota, Viridiplantae, Streptophyta, Magnoliopsida, Asparagales, Asparagaceae. The coding region runs from base 456 to 1733 and encodes 425 amino acids.
CCAAAACGCGUUUUUGUUUGUGGUAUCAUACUCUGACAACAGGGUCAAAAUUAAAAAUCAUACAUCAGAGGCCGAGCAGCAAUAUAGGUAGGAUAGGAAGCCCACGUUCACUUGUGGUUCGGAGUUUGAUCCCUAUCAUUGCUUUUUUUUUCUUUACCUCACUUGAACUCAGCUUCACACGUCUAGGGGGUGUUUGGUUCAAUUUCUAGAAAUUAUAGGAAAUGUUUUCCACCUAAAAUAGGAUUUCCUUGUAUUUCUUAAAAAAAUUAUAGGAAAAGUUUCGAGAAGUCAAAAAUACCAAUUUUCGAUCACCAGUGAACCCCCCUGAUGGCAGACGCCUGGAGUCGUCAUUCCAUCUACACCGUCCCGGACACAUUCACCUUUCUUCGAUCUCCCUUCUUAGACCUCUCUCCUCCAAGUUCCAAGAUUCAGAUUCUUGAUCAAGAUUCAACGACAUGUCUGAAACCUGGGUUUCUCGAUUGAUAUCGGAUAUAGAGUGGCUCAAUAGCAGAAAUGCCCUGAUGGCAGACGCCUGGAGUCGUCAUUCCAUCUACACCGUCCCGGACACAUUCAGAAGGAUUAGCCCACAGAUCCAUAAGCCUUCAACGUGCAGCAUCGGACCUCGGCACUAUGGAGAUCCGAAUCUCCAUCGUAUGGAAUGUCAUAAACACAGGGCCUUACAGAACUUCCUCGUCCGAUGUCGAGUGUCGAUCCAUGACAUCAUAGAAGCCCUGAACAAGAACCUGCACGACUUCAGAGCCUGCUAUCAAGAUCUUGAUACAUUUUGGAUGAAAAAUGAUGAUGAGUUCCUAAGAAUCAUGCUUUAUGAUGGAGCAUUCAUGAUCGAAAUAAUGUUAGCGACCUUUGAAACAUAUGUGUGCGCACCUUCUAGUUAUCACGCAAAGGACCCAGUAUUCAAAAAACCAUACUUGGUUGAAGAUCUUCGUGUAGAUAUGCUCAGGUUGGAUAAUCAAAUUCCAAUGAAGGUCCUGGAGAUAUUGUCUGAAUUCUGCAAAAACAAGUCUGUCUUCCAGAUUCAAAGCAUUCACCAGCUAAUCAGACAUUUCUUCUUCCACAAAUAUGAAGAGGGAAGAUAUGAUAUUAGCCAAACCUCUAGGAUAUUUCACCUAACGGAGAUAACAGGGCAUCACCUGCUGGAUGUGUACAAGAAAACUCUUAUACAGAAUGGAGGUUAUCAUCACACCAACAGUCGCCAACCACUAUCGGCAGUUGAACUACAGGAGGCGGGCGUAAUUUUCCAGUGCAGUGAAACGCCAUCAUUAACAGAUAUAAGCUUCGCCAAAGCUGUCCUUUGCCUACCUGCAGUCGACGUUGACAAAGCAUUUGAAGUUGUUAUGCAGAAUCUCAUUGCCUAUGAGCAAGCACAUGGCGAAGGUCAAGAGGUAACAUCCUAUGUGUUUUUUAUGGAUGGCAUUGUAAACAAUGACAAAGAUAUUGCCUUGCUUCGAGAGAAGGGUAUUAUCAGGUCGGGAGUAAGCAGUGAUAAGAGGAUAGCCGAUCUUUUUAAUGGACUGACAAAAGGUCCAGUUGCAAAAGUUGUCGACAAUGUUGAUGUUGAUGUAACCCAGGACAUCAAUGACUAUUGCAAUAGAAGAUGGAACAGGUGGCAAGCCAACUUUAAGCAGAGAUACUUUACGAAUCCAUGGGUAACUUGCUCACUCAUUGUGGGAGCUCUAGUAUUAGGUCUCACCAUUACUCAAUACAGUAUAUGAUGUCCUUUCUUAUAAUAAGUGAAGUUAAUGUAACUCUCAUACUCGAAAAUGUAUGGAUGAUUCCAGUCUUGAUCCCAGUCUUUUGUCCUGGCUGUGUGGCCAUUGUAAGCAUUGUAAUUUGAGACAAUGACAAGGAUGAAUAGGCUAAUAUCAACUGAAAAAGGUUCAUAAGGCAGAAGGAAAGUUGUUACGAGAGUUGAGGGUUACAUUUUUAUACUCUAACAUGACCCUCCAAGUGAGCGCACACUUUCAUGAGCUGAAUCUGGACUUUUCUUGUAAAAUCCACUUUAGAAAUUCAAAGUCAGUAAAAAUUGAACCUGGCUUACUCUAGUAACAUGUCAAAACACAAUGCCAAUAAAGCAAAACUCUGAAGUUGUGGUGAGGAUUGAAGAUUACAAUUUCAUAUUCUACAAUUAUAAACCCAAAUAACCCAAGCCAUCUCUCAAUAACUGUCUCUGUGCAGUGACACACAAAGGUGACUGACACCUUGGCCAGUUUGGAAGUAAUGAUGGUUGUCUUUAAGAACUUUGAUAUUCUGUAAUUCUAGAGUCCUUGGGUUUGACUUUUGAGUUUCAAUGGUUUCAAUAAUUCCUGACAGAAACAAGGCCAAGAAUCAAGAUCUUUUCUGAACUAGGUUUUCCGAAUAGAUCUAGUAACAAGUGAUCCCAAAGGAUGAAUCAAUUUCUGCCUAAACUCCAAAGGGUCCGAUCAAAGGUAAGAGAAACAAAUACGAGGAGAAACGGAACAAAGAACACCCUGGUACUGAGAAUCCCCUUCCCAAAUUGCUACCAAAUGCAAAAACUUUUAGAGCUUAUGACGAGUUCCAGAUUCAGGGUUUUUCGUCCUUAAUUGAACUUGAAACCAAUGGGCUGCCAAUCUCUUGGUAAUUUCCCUAAACCUAGUUACAUUCACUUGAUCUAUUCCUCUUUUCUAAAGCAAAUAUCCCUAGAUAGCAUCUUAACACUUGAAAGCUGCAUAAUCUUCCUUUCAAUUCAAAAAGCAAAAUACAUAUAACUGAACUAAAAAGUAGAGACAUUGUUGGUAAUGAAAAUGAAUAUAUCAUCUUGAUCUUCUUCACAAAUUUGAUUAUUUUCCUCACAAGUCUAUCCCAUCUAUUCAUAUAUUAAUAUUCCUCCUCCAGGGUUUCCAAAUUUGCGCACAAAUUCCAACAAAGAAGUGUCUGGAACAAACACCAAUCUAAAGUUACAAAAAACUGAUGUUUCCUGAUACAUACAAUCAUCUUGUUGCUAUUGCUAUAAUUAGGCAUAUUAGAAAUACUAGGAAGCAUGAAGUAGACAACAAGAAGAAAAUAAAAUGAGGUUUUAAUCUCAAUCAUUAACUAACAAUAAUACAGAUAGAUCAAAGAGGAAUUAGAGAAAAAGAGGAGAAACAUUUUACUCGUGAUAAAAGAAAAAGUAUUUUAGCAGUAACACUCUUCACAAGUCUAUACACCCUUCAAAACCCAGCUUUUACAUGAAGCAAUCACCACUCUUACUUUCCAAGACCUAUUUCACCCUUUUCAUCCUUCCUUGAGAUCCCUCACCAAGACUAAAAAGGAUAUAUAAAUAAAUAAAUAAAAAUAGAAGUUAUAGCAUUUAAAACAAGCAUGCAAACAAUGUCCAUCCGUAAUUUUACAG